AUGGCGUCCGAAAAUCCAGCAGCUGGUACCCCUCUUGCAGAGAGAGCUUCGUUUGCAGAGCCCAAGGGGAAGGAAGUUGACACGAAACCAGAAGAGUCUUCAGGAGGCGUUGAAGAUGCCCAAACAGAUGGUGCUGCCUACCGGACUGGAGCCUCGAUGCUUCGUGACUCUGAAUACACCGUCAACGUCCAGCUGAGUGAUCUCCAGGCGGACCCAAACAACCCUCUAUACUCCAUCAAGAGCUUCGAAGAACUCGGCCUCGAUGAGGCUGUUCUGAGAGGCCUGCGUCAGAUGCGCUUCAGUCGGCCAUCCAAGAUCCAAGAACGCGCCCUUCCACUUCUUAUGUCGAACCCUCCACAGAACAUGAUCGGCCAGUCUCAGUCUGGAACUGGAAAGACGGCUGCUUUCGUUCUCAAUGUGCUCAGCCGUCUCGAAGUUACUCCCGAAAUGAUCAAUGUCCCACAAGCUCUCAUUCUCGCGCCUAGCCGUGAGCUUGCCCGCCAGAUCGUUGGUGUCGUGCAGGUCAUGGGCUCUUUCAUCGAAGGACUGAAGAUUGCCACCCUUGUGCCUAUGGAGACGAACAGAAACCAACCUGUUGAGGCUUCCUUGGUUGUUGGCACCCCUGGAACCGUGCAAGAUUUCAUUCGAAAGAGACUGUUUAACACACAGCAUGUCAAGGUUCUGGUGCUAGAUGAAGCUGAUAACAUGUUGGAUCAGCAAGGUCUCGGCGAUCAGUGCAUUCGUAUGAAAUCGUCCCUACCGAAAACCACACAGAUAGUGUUGUUCUCGGCUACUUUCCCAGACUCUGUCGUCCGAUAUGCACACAAGUUUGCACCCAAUGCCAAUCAGCUUACUCUCAAGCACGAAGAACUCACCGUAGAGGGAAUUAAGCAGUUGUAUCUCGACUGUGACUCCACGGAACAUAAGUAUGAAAUCCUCGUCAAGUUCUACGGCCUCCUAACAAUCGGAUCAUCUAUCAUCUUCGUCAAGACACGUGCCUCGGCGGUUGAAAUUGAACGUCGCAUGGUAGAAGAGGGUCACACAGUUGUUUCUCUUACUGGCGGUGUAGAGGGUCAGAAGCGUGAUGAAGUUAUCGACAGUUUCCGUAAGGGUACUGCCAAGGUGCUCAUUACCACCAACGUCCUUGCUCGGGGAAUAGAUGUACAGACUGUCUCCAUGGUCAUCAAUUACGAUAUACCCGAGCUGCAUGCUCCUGGUGCUGGAGAACGUAUCGCCGACCCCCAGACUUAUCUUCACCGCAUUGGUCGCACAGGACGAUUCGGGCGUGUCGGCGUAGCAGUCUCCUUUGUGUCCAACAAGGAGGAGUGGACCAUGCUCAUGGAUAUUCAGAAGUAUUUCGGAACAGAUAUCAUGAGAGUCGACAGCAGAGACUGGGAUGAGGUCGAGGACGUCGUUAAGAAAGUUAUCAAGCCAUCAGCCAGAUGA
This is a messenger RNA of Trichophyton rubrum CBS 118892, 1446 nucleotides long. RefSeq names its product ATP-dependent RNA helicase DBP5. The transcript has 5 exons. Gene Ontology annotation, biological process: poly(A)+ mRNA export from nucleus. Gene Ontology annotation, cellular component: nucleus; cytoplasmic stress granule. Bases 1 to 1446 code for a protein of 481 amino acids. NCBI's taxonomy places the organism in Eukaryota, Fungi, Ascomycota, Eurotiomycetes, Onygenales, Arthrodermataceae. Gene Ontology annotation, molecular function: RNA helicase activity; RNA binding; ATP binding. The record is from RefSeq and is a predicted model, not a curated record.